Molecule: messenger RNA, 1419 nt
Organism: Naegleria gruberi
Lineage: Eukaryota; Heterolobosea; Eutetramitea; Acrasida; Naegleriidae
Exons: 4
Biological process (GO): transmembrane transport
Cellular component (GO): membrane
Molecular function (GO): transmembrane transporter activity
Source: RefSeq, a predicted model, not a curated record
ACAAUUACAUAUGAUGAAGCUAUUAAUGAGUUAGGAUUUGGUUUAUUUCAAAUUUUAUUAAUGCAAGUUUGUGGUGCUGGUUGUUUGUUUGAUGGUAUUGAAUUAUCUUUAAUUUCAUUUGUAAUUCCAGGUAUUAAACAACAAUGGAAUUUAAAUGCUAUUGAAACAGGUGCAUUAGGAAGUAUUGUAUUUUUUGGAAUGAUGUUUGGUGCUUGGUUUGGAGGUUUUUUAAGUGACAAAUUUGGAAGAAAAUUAGUUUUUUGUAGUUCCAUUUUUAUUUCUUCUGUAUUUUUAUUAGCAAGUUGUUUUUCUGUUCAUUUAGGAAUGUUAAUUACUUUAAGAUUUUUUGUAGGUGUUGGUUUAGGUGCAAUGGUACCAUGUGAUUUUUCAUUAAUGUUAGAAUUUUUACCAUCUAAAAAUAGAGGUGCCUUAUUAGGAUUAUUACAAAUAUAUUGGAGUGUAGGAGCAGCACUUGAAUGUUUAAUUUCCUAUUUAUGUAUUGAAGUAAUUUCUAAACAAUUUGAAAAAGGAAAUCUAUUAAAUGAUGGAUGGAGAUGGUGCAUGUUUUUUUCUUCCAUAUUUGGAUUUUUAAUUUUCUUUUUAAGAUUAUUUGUUCCAGAAUCUCCAAGAUUUUAUUUAAUUAAAAGAAAUUUUGAAAAAGUUGAUCAAGUAAUUGAAAAAAUUUCAAAAUUAAAUAGAAAAUCUUUAAAUGAUAAAAAAGUAAGAUUAGCAACAACUACUAGAACACAAUCUUCAAUGAAAUUAUUUUCCAAAUCAAGAGAUUUCCAAAUUGAGAUGACACAUCAAGAAGAAUUUAAAUCUUUAACUAUUUUUAAUCAAUUUAAAAUGUUAUUUUCAAAGGAAUUUUUAUUUUCAACAAUAUUAUUAUUUAUUAUUUGGUUCAUGUUAAGUUAUGGUGGUUGGGGUUUUAAUUUUUUAAUUCCAAUUGUAUUUGAAAAAAUUCAACAUAAUAAUGUAUAUUUAAAUUCCUUUUAUGUAACAAGUGUUGGAUUUAUAUCGAAUAUAUUAACAUUAUUUAUUAUAGAUAAAAUGUCAAGAAGAACACUUAUGGGAAUAACAUUUAUAUUUACAGGAAUAUUUACAGCCUUAGUAGGAGUAUCAAAUAAUCCAUAUUCAGUUUUAACAUUUUCAAUGUUAGCAAAUUUCAUGUCUUCAUUUCCAUGGGCAUUAUUAUAUACUUAUACUCCUGAAUUUUAUCCAACUUCAAUUAGAACAACUGGAAUGGGUGCAUGUUCUGUUUUUACUAGAUUAGCAGGUGCAAUUACUCCAAUGUUUGGUACUUUGGUUUUAGAAUCUGGUUAUUUCAUUCCUUUUUUAACUUAUGGAAUUGCUUUAAUCAUUGCUGGUAUUUGUUCUUUUUUAUUAAGAAAGGAAACUUUAAAUUCUACUUUACAAGAU